Penicillium waksmanii is the source of this 915-nucleotide messenger RNA. RefSeq lists its product as uncharacterized. Gene Ontology annotation, cellular component: cytosol. Bases 1 to 915 code for a protein of 304 amino acids. Gene Ontology annotation, molecular function: aldose reductase (NADPH) activity. The transcript has 4 exons. Lineage: Eukaryota; Fungi; Ascomycota; Eurotiomycetes; Eurotiales; Aspergillaceae. The record is from RefSeq and is a predicted model, not a curated record.
AUGAAUUCUCAGUUUACUACACACACAUUCAAAUUGAAUAACGGCACAGCUAUCCCUGCUAUUGGGCUCGGGACUUGGCAGUCGGAGGAGUAUGCCACACGUGAAGCGGUAAAAUAUGCUCUCCAGAAAGGCUAUCGACAUAUUGAUACGGCUUUGAACUAUGGGAAUGAAAAGGAAGUCGGUGAGGGUAUUCGCGCCUCGGGUGUGCCAAGAGAUCAAAUCUGGGUUACGACUAAGUUGGACAACCAUUGGCAUCAUCGAGUACCGGAGGGGCUUGAGUCUUCACUUGAAAGUCUUGGCCUUGAAUACAUUGACCUUUUUCUGAUACACUUUCCGUGCUCUACGGACCCCCAAGAUAGGUCGAAACAUCUGCCUGACUGGGACUUUGUCAAAACUUGGAAAGAGAUGCAAAAGCUUUUAGGUACGGGGAAGGUCAAGACUAUCGGUGUUUCAAACUUCUCGGUUUCCCACAUAGAGAGACUGCUGGAUGAUCCAUCCUGCGAGGUCAUUCCAGCUGUCAAUCAGAUUGAGCUACACCCCCACAACCCAUCCCCUAAGCUUUUGAAGUAUUGCCAGUCGAAGGGGAUUCACUGCACGGCGUACUCCUGUCUUGGUGGCCAUACCAACUCAACUAUAAACACUCGCACGGAAUUAAUCAAUGAUCCUGUGGUAUUAAGUAUAGCAUAUGCGAAAGAGAGAACACCGGCCCAAAUACUGAUCAUGUGGGGUUUACAACGCGGCACUAGUAUGAUUCCCAAGAGCGUGACACCGGAAAGGAUCGAUACCAAUUUCGAGAUGAACAAUUGGGGCUUAUCAGAAGCGGAUGUCAUUUCUCUUGAUGGAAUUCAAGCUCGGGCGAAGGUAGUUGGUGACGCAUGGAUGCCAAUUCGUGUCUUCUUCGGGGAUGGGAUGUGA